Drosophila obscura is the source of this 486-nucleotide messenger RNA. Its product is annotated as kunitz/BPTI-like toxin. Gene Ontology annotation, molecular function: serine-type endopeptidase inhibitor activity. The record is from RefSeq and is a predicted model, not a curated record. Bases 64 to 432 code for a protein of 122 amino acids. Lineage: Eukaryota; Metazoa; Arthropoda; Insecta; Diptera; Drosophilidae. The transcript has 2 exons.
CAGCUCAGUUCACAUUCGCAGCUAUUAACGAUCAGUUAUCAGUGCCACAGACAAAGCAAAAUCAUGCGGAUGACCCAGUUUCUGUGCUUUGGGGCGGCACUUCUUUUGUUCAGCCUGUUGCAACAGAUACAGGCGGCGGCCACAUCCACAGCCAGCAAUAAACCGGGAAUUGUGGCCCAAGUACAGCCAAAUCCAGCAGCAAAUCAGGCUCCCAGUCCGACCACAGUGAAACCCCAGCCACAGCGACAACAGCAAGAUCCCAAGUGUCUGCAACCCUUGGAUCCGGGUCCCUGUCGCAUGAGUCUCGAUCGAGUCUACUACAACAAGGAUACGAAUGCCUGUGAGACCUUCAAAUAUGGGGGCUGUCGGGGCAAUGAUAAUCGCUUUGGCUUCCGUCAGACCUGCGAGGAUGCUUGUGUCAUCAAAAAGUGACUCAAGAUCGAUCGAAUAAAUUAAGUAUACAUAAAGCCAUAAUUAUUAAAAGUU